Molecule: messenger RNA, 1226 nt
Organism: Gossypium arboreum
Lineage: Eukaryota; Viridiplantae; Streptophyta; Magnoliopsida; Malvales; Malvaceae
Product: glutathione S-transferase DHAR2-like
Exons: 6
Coding region: 296-934 (212 amino acids)
Biological process (GO): ascorbate glutathione cycle; protein glutathionylation; cellular oxidant detoxification
Molecular function (GO): glutathione dehydrogenase (ascorbate) activity
Source: RefSeq, a predicted model, not a curated record
AUUCAUUUGAGUGAGUGAAAUGAUUAAUCUUUUGUUCUGUAAAUUCAUCUAACCCACGUUUAGGGAAAAGCCUUUAGGAUUCUAGAAACUACCGUUGCUGGGUCAUGAUCCAAAGAAAUUAACAUGGAUUAUCAAGUGCUGACAAUUGAUAUUUUAUUUAUUAUGUCCAUAUUGCCCAAAACCUUGUAAUUUUGGAAUUUAUGACAAUUAGCCAUUUAUUUUGCCAUUGCCAUAUCUGCUCUUUAAAACAAAAAAGAUCAUUUCUUGAUUCUCAAAUUUCUCUCUCAAGGAAAAAAUGGCUUUAGAGAUCUGUGUGAAAGCUGCUGCUGGUGCCCCUGAUAUUCUUGGAGACUGUCCAUUCUGCCAAAGGGUUGUUCUUACUUUGGAGGAAAAGAAGGUUCCUUACAAGUUGAACCUUGUUAAUCUCAGUGACAAACCCCAAUGGUUCUUGGAGAUAAGUCCAGAAGGAAAGGUACCAGUGGUGAAGUUUGAUGACAAAUGGGUGGCUGAUUCUGAUGUGAUUGUUGGGAUUAUUGAAGACAAGUUCCCGGAGCCUUCUUUGAAAACACCCCCUGAAUUUGCCCAUGUUGGAUCGAAAAUAUUUGGUACUUUUAUCACAUUUUUGAAGAGCAAGGAUGCAAACGAUGGAUCAGAGCAGGCUUUGGUUAAUGAACUGAAAGCAUUGGAUGAACAUCUUAAGGGACAUGGGCCAUUCAUUGCUGGGGAAAAGAUUACGGCUGUUGAUUUAGGUUUGGGACCAAAGCUGUACCAUCUCGAGAUCACACUUGGCCAUUUUAAGAAGUGGACUGUUCCUGAAAGCUUGACUUAUGUCCACAAUUACAUGAAGUCGAUUUUCGGUCGGGAAUCUUUCGUGAAAACUAAGGCUGCCAAGGAACAUGUGAUCGCGGGAUGGGCACCUAAGGUGAAUGCAUGAAUUUUACUUCAAAAGCUUUAGGUUUUUCAAACUCUUUCCAGAGCAUAUAAACUAUGAAAGUGUGUAGAGGCUAUGAAAACUAGAUGAAGACUGGGUGUUCGAGUCAUUUCAUAAAUGUUUAAGCCUAUAGCUUUCAUUGUCCUUCCUUUAGUUAAUCAAUAAAUAAGUGGUAAGAAAUAUACUACUAUCAACGGGAGAUUUUCUUUGGUAUGUAUGACAAAAAGAGAGGAUGUCAUGUCAUGUUAUAUGUUUCCUUUUUCUAAUAGAUUAAUUUUCAUCUAAAAAAAUUAAA